Molecule: messenger RNA, 3445 nt
Organism: Styela clava
Lineage: Eukaryota; Metazoa; Chordata; Ascidiacea; Stolidobranchia; Styelidae
Cellular component (GO): cytoskeleton
Molecular function (GO): microtubule binding
Source: RefSeq, a predicted model, not a curated record
CAGAUUUUUUCUAUCCUCCAGAAUAAUGAUCUACGGCAGCGGUUCCUAAACUUUUCGUUCGCGCGGCGCAAAAGUAUCAGAAAAUAACUCACGGCGCACUUACACGAAAAAAAUUGCUGCCUAUAAAACUCAAUUUUGUGAUGGGAAAUGUCUACUUUCUGCCUAUUAAAGUUUGUAAACGUGUAUGCCUGGAGAGUAAGUGAAAUGUCAACUCUGGUUUAUGAUCUAUCCCUGAGUUUUCUUUACGUAACACUACAUAACAGAAAGUAAACGACAAUUAUUGAUUCAUAUAAGAAGCAUUUAAAAGAAAAACAAUUAUAAUAAAUACAAUUCUUAAUAUAUUCAAUCAUAUAUUAGUUAUGUCUAACACAAUUCUGUUUCAAAGCGCAUUAGUUCGCCGCGGCGCCCCGUUUGGGAACCGCUUUGCCGCAAACCUGCGGCAUACCAUAGUUAUGUACUUAUGGGCCAUAGGUAAGUAAAGUCGUUGCUUUGGACAUACGGAAUCCUUUACUGCCCUCUUGUGAUUAAUUUUGUCCGGUAACUAUGUGCGUUGUUGGGGAAGCUGCUCAUACCGCGAAAUCGGCAAGCUUAAUUAACAACCUUCUCAACGAUGCAGCAAUGCCUUUAUAAUUGAUGGCUGUGUUGACAUUAAACUAUAUCGGCAAAGUUAUUGCUAUUUUCCUUUACUGAUAGGCUCAAAGAUAGAAAAAUGGCUAAGUUGUGUAAACGUGUUUUGUUUAUAAAAUUUUGUAGACUUGUCAGUUAAGCAGAUUAAACAUCAUAUUUCUGUAUAAUAUAGAAUACUCGUAGACCUGUACUCAUAGAAAUAUCCAAAAAUUGACAUUAUGGGUAGGCCUAGGAUUGUUAAGUAUGUGGCAAAGAAUUUCGAUAUUACUCAAGGAAAACUUGGAGACAGUGGGCAAUCAAACUAUGCAGCCACUUACAUAAAACACAGGAACUUCAGUGCAACUAAGUCAAUGCGACCAGAGAUUCCUCAGCCAAGAGUGCAAUUUCCUCCAAUGGAAGUUCAAACAACGAACAUGAAGACGUAUUCACCAAAAGAUCUCAGUGCAAAACGGGAUUUGAUUCGUCCAGAAGAAAGAGGACUUGAGAGUGACGAACCAUUUGUUACUGAUACCUUGUAUCAGAAUGAAUACAAGAGAAAAUCACCUCUACCUGUUGUCAGAGCUACACAAUCACAACAAAAAAUUGAAAAGCCUAAGCUGGGAAGAUUUGAUGACAAGACAAUGAAUAGAUUAUUUUUCAAAGAUCAUAAACAAUAUCAAAUACCACAAAGAUUUGGAGAACUGCCAACAUUUACACAUUCAUUGCUUUUUCCUGACAAAGAUAAUAGCAAAGAUAAUUUGUUGUCUCGGACACAAGCUGAUUAUUCAUACAAAUCUGCAUGCAAACCAUCUUUGAUUAAAGCUGCUGAACCCAAUAUUAAAGUUGGCGAAGGAGAACAGUGUCAUGAAACAACUCAAAGGGAAAGUUUUAAAUUUGUACCAACUUCACAAAAAAUCUAUGGUCGAAAUAACAAAACUCCAGAAAAACUUGUAGCCUUACCUAAAAUGGAAGCUACCACAAAAUAUAAAUAUGAUUUUGCAAAGAAGGAUAAGUAUCCUUUACCCCCUAAACCAGCGAUGCCUGCUCCAGAUACAUUGGAAAUAAGAAUGGAUAAUAGGCACAGAAUAUUUACUGAACAAAGAGAACAGUUUCAUGGAUGGGAUGUUAACAAACAUAAACGUCCAGAUCCGGCAAAAAUUAGUGAUAACACAGAACAUUCUACUGAUCCUAUGGCUUCUGAAACUACAAUGACAAGAGACUAUGAUGUGAAGCAUGUUGAGUCUAGAUCACAGCCUGUUCCCAGGCCAGAAACUAAUUCGAAGAUUCCAAAAGGAAGAUUUCGUGAUAUGACAAUGAAUCGAGCUUUCUUCCAAGACUGGGGAACACAUCGUAGAAUGAGACAUGGGGAUUUUCAUGAAGCCUGCAAUGAAUUGAGAAGAUUUGGGAAAUUUCAAAGGAUUAAUGCAACUCCUUUGUGUGGUACAACGCAUGCAACAUUUGUGAAAAAGGUUGGACGUCCAAGGACCUCGAUGAAGCCUGAUUACUCGACCAUUGAUACUACACAGGAGAAUGAUUUCAACACAGUCACUCAAAUGGCAUACAAGUAUCCACCAGCAUCUGCAUAUGUGCCAGAGGAUUUCGUAGUGAAAUGUUAGACACUCAGUGUACAUUUAGAAUUUUUAUAAUUGUGAUUUCUGUGUCAUUUCGCUGUAAUUCCAAUUUACCUAAACUUUCUUUUAAUUCCAAUUUACCUAUUUCAAAACAUAAUUGUAUCUUUUCCCUUUCCCAGUUUUCUUAUAUGAUAUGCUGAUUGAAUGAGUGAAUAUCGGAUAGAUUCUAGUUUUUCUAAAACUCAUAAAUAAGUGGGUGUGUCAUGUACAAUCGCCAAUUUAAAAGUUAAAUUGUAUUAAUUUAAGAUGGUUUGAAACAGGCAUUUGUGAAUAUGCUAGGGUUGCAGUGCCAUAUAAACUUUUCUAUGUUAUGUUAUUCUAGUUAGGACGCAUUGUUUUUAUCUUUUGAGUGGAUGCGAUAUUAUAUAUGGAAAUUAUUCCGUACUAGUUGAAAUUGUAUUUUUUGUUGCCAAAAUUGUUGAUCACUGUCUUAUUUUUGUCUAGUUUAUUAGAACUAUUUUCCAGAGAUUUUUUUAUCGCCCUGCCUUGUAUUAAAAAAAAGUGUUUGAAUUUAUAUGAUAUUGGAAUUAUUCCAUAUGGGGUCAGAAGUUAUCACGAUUCCGCCCGAAUAUUCUACAUUAAAUGAGAUAUUUACGAAUGGUUCUAAGCGUUAAGAACUAUUGCCAGUCUCGCCACACGAUGCUCGAGGAUGAUAGCGUUCGAUAGGUUUGCAAUUAGCCGCUGGUUACAAACUAUUUUUAUAAUGGUUAUUAUGAAAAUAUACUACCAAAUAUAUAUUACUAUAGCUGUAAACGCACAAAGAAUUCCUGUCCAUUUCAAUGAUAGUAUCCUUGUAAACAACAAAGUUUUUCAUUGUCGUAAUUCAAACGGAAAAUCGUGAAUAUUUAAACACUUCUCUAGGUCUGAUUUUCAUGACGAUCCGAGCUUAGCUCGAGAACUAGAUAUCUAUCGGAACCCAAGAUUCUUAAAAUUUUUUGGUUGACAAGAAAAAAUCCUAUAAACAGAUAAUUCGGGCGUGAAAAAUAUUUGAAUCACUUUCGCAUCUAUCUUUGUUCAAUAUGUAUGGUUAUUACACGUUCGGUGCCAUCAAUGACAUUAAACAUUAAUGUCAUUGGUGCCAUCUUCAUGAGUUCAGUUCGUACUGAUUUCGCGUUAUUGACUUAUAAUAUAUACUUUUUGAAAAGUCAGAAACAUAGCGGUUAAUUUGGUGAAUCUUAAGCGGCGUGGAACUUUGAUAAAUCAAAUAU